Molecule: messenger RNA, 1187 nt
Organism: Brassica oleracea var. oleracea
Lineage: Eukaryota; Viridiplantae; Streptophyta; Magnoliopsida; Brassicales; Brassicaceae
Product: UDP-glycosyltransferase 74E2-like
Exons: 2
Coding region: 20-1078 (352 amino acids)
Molecular function (GO): UDP-glycosyltransferase activity
Source: RefSeq, a predicted model, not a curated record
AACAAAAGAGAAAACAAAAAUGAUAGAAGGAUCUAAAGUUAUCGUCUUGCCUUUCCCUGGACAAGGCCACCUAACUCCAAUGUCCCAGUUCUGCAAACGCUUAGCCUCAAAGGGUCUUAAGUCCACUCUUGUCCUCGUCCCCGACAAACCCUCUCCGCCUUACAAAACAGAGCAUGACGACUCAAUUACUGUCUUCCCUAUCCCCAAUGGCUUCCAAGAAGGUGACGAUCCGUUACAAGACCUAGACGAUUACAUGGACAGAGUACAAAGCAGCAUCAAAAACCGCUUACCUGAAUUGAUACAGGACAUGAAACUGUCUGGAAAUCCUCCUAGGGUUCUCGUGUACGACUCCUCCAUGCCUUGGCUUCUUGAUGUAGCUCAUGAUAAUGGUUUGAGAGGUGCCGCGUUCUUCACGCAACCGUGGCCUGUCUCAGUCAUAUAUUACCAUGUUCACAAGGGAUCAUUCUCCGUACCGUCUACAAGGCAUGGUCACUCGACGUUAGCAUCUUUCCCUGCGUUUCCUAUGCUUAGUGCGAAUGAUUUGCCGUCUUUCCUCUGCGAAUCUUCUUCUUACCCGAAUAUGCUCAGGAUUGUGGUCGAACAGCUUUCAAACAUUGACCGAGUCGACAUACUGUUGUGUAACACUUUCGAUAACUUGGAAGAACAGCUAUUGAAAUGGGUUAGAAGCUUGUGGCCAGUCUUGAACAUAGGACCAAUGGUUCCAUCGAUGUAUUUAGACAAGCGACUGUCUGAAGAUAAAAGCUACGGAUUCAGUCUCUUCACUGCAAAAUCUGUUGAAUGCAUUGAGUGGCUAAAUUCAAAGAAGCCUAACUCAGUUGUCUAUGUAUCUUUUGGAAGCUUUGUGAUUCUAAAGGAAGAUCAAAUGAUGGAGCUCGCAAAAGGUCUGAAACAGAGCGGAUGUUUUUUCUUAUGGGUUGUGAGAGAUACAGAGAAAGACAAGAUUCCAAAACACUAUGUAGAGGAAAUGGGUGAGAAGGGAUUGAUUGUGAGCUGGAGCCCUCAGCUUGAAGUUCUUGCGCAUGAAUCGGUGGGUUGUUUCUUGACACAUUGCGGAUGAACGAUGUUUCGUAUGCAAACACUAUAUAAACGAUGUUUCGUAUGCAAAUUUGCUACUUCCCGCCGCGCCCUUUGAUUUCUCUGUAUUGAGAUUUAACGAUUUUGCUCAA